AUGGGUUCUACUCGUUGUGCUUUCUUGAUUUCAACGGCAAUUAUCUUGGUUUUGAUCACACGUUCAUCGAGUGCACCGGAUGCUGCAACUCAAGCACUGAUAAACAAUAUUUGCGGACAGACGGACGAUUCCAAAGAUUGUCAAAGAUCUUUUUACGGAGAUUUGUACAGCGACUCAAUGGAUGCUAAAGGGCUAACCCAGGUAGCUCUUGCCCUAACAUUGGAGAGCGCGUCCGAUACACGUAUAUACCUACAGAAGGCGCAGUCGGAUGAAAAGAGACAAGAUGUUAAAAACCUCUAUAGGAUUUGCAUACAGCAGUACUUGUCGUUGAUAAGUAAUUUCGAAAACGCGAGCUUGCACUUUGCAGAGGAGGAAUACAAACUCAUGAUUUCCGAUAUCGAACCGUGCGAGAGGUUCGUGAAUUCGUGUCAACUUGUUAUGGGCACAAAAGUGGCCGACUUGGGUGCGAAGAAUUUGCAUACUAAAGUGCUUGUUAGGAUGUCACUUAUUAGUGGUAGGCUUAUCCAGGGUUCGUAG
Erythranthe guttata (spotted monkey flower) is the source of this 537-nucleotide messenger RNA. RefSeq lists its product as uncharacterized. Gene Ontology annotation, molecular function: enzyme inhibitor activity. The record is from RefSeq and is a predicted model, not a curated record. NCBI's taxonomy places the organism in Eukaryota, Viridiplantae, Streptophyta, Magnoliopsida, Lamiales, Phrymaceae.